Tyto alba (common barn owl) is the source of this 1962-nucleotide messenger RNA. It is a transcript of the gene CFAP36, whose product is annotated as cilia and flagella associated protein 36. The record is from RefSeq and is a predicted model, not a curated record. Bases 87 to 1154 code for a protein of 355 amino acids. Gene Ontology annotation, cellular component: axoneme; ciliary base. The transcript has 10 exons. NCBI's taxonomy places the organism in Eukaryota, Metazoa, Chordata, Aves, Strigiformes, Tytonidae.
GGGGCGGGGGCCUACGUGACGCCGGUUGCCAUAGUGACGGGCGGGCGCUCCCGCCGCCGCGUCCCCGCCGGUUGCCGGCCCCGGCGAUGGCGGCAGAGGAGGAAGGCGACGUGGAGUGGGUGGUGGACACCAUCGCCGGGUUCCUGCGGGGGCCCGCCUGGUCCAUCCCCAUCCUGGAGUUCAUGGAGCAGAAAUGCGAGGUUUUUGAUGAUGAAGAAGAAAGUAAGUUGUCUUACACAGAAAUUUAUCAGGAGUACCAAGCGCUGGUUGAAAAAUUAUUAGAAGACUAUCUUAAAGAAGUUGGAAUCAAUGAAGAGAAAUUUCAAGAAGCUUUUUCAUCUCCUCUUGCAAAGACACACACUUCACAGGCCAUUUUGCAAACAGUGUUGGCAGCAGAAGAUUUUAGACUAUUUAAAAAAAUGAUGGUACAGAAAAAUGUUGAAAUGCAAUUGCAAGCUAUUAGAAUCAUUAAAGAAAGAAAUGGUGUGUUGCCCGACUGUUUGACAGAGGGUUCUGAUGUAUUCAGUGAAAUUGAACAUGAAGAAAUGAAAAUACUGAGGGAGGUUCUGAGAAAAUCAAAGGAAGAAUAUGAAAUAGAGCAAGAAAGGAAAAGGACUGAAGAAGCACGUGAUAAACCUAAAUCACCAGAUGUUACCUACAGUUUUCCAGGAGAAGCUGUAAAAGUAAAGGAAUCUACUGAGAGAGCUGAUGAUUCUGAAGAAAUUCCAAAAUUUCCAUUAGAAGAAUGUCGGAAGUCUGCGCGGGAAGGCCCAAGACCAGUACGCCCAUUACAGAAAGGACCAGAAAGCUUACCUCAGCCGUCUUGUACCACAGGGAAAGAAGACAUUAAGAAAAGGUCAGCUGGAAAAUGUUCAGAAAAUGCAGCGCAAAAAGCUGGGAUGAAAGGACCUAAUUUAUCAGAACUUGAAAACCAGCAGCUGAAGCAACGAGAGGACUACCUAAAGAAAAAACGAGACAUGCUGAUGGCUAUGAAGAAGGAGUCAAGAAAUAACAUACCGCUACCAACAAACACUGACCAGAAAGAGGAAGGAUCAUCUCCUAAAGAGGAAAUGUCAGAAGAGAAGCAGAGAUUACUCCAGAAGAGGAAGAUGCUUGCAGAAAAACUAAAAGAAGAAGUUAUCAAUAAGCGGUAAUUUUAAGCAGCUCAUCGCAGACCCCAAGAACAUAAGUAUGUUUUUAGAGUAAGUUAUAUAAUCAAUAAUUGAAUGGAUUUGUUUUCCAGUAUUACACGUAAUUUUAUAGAACUUUCAGACAAGCAACUCAGUACGUUAUAGAAUAUUUAAAAUUACACUCAAAUACACUAAAACCACCCAUUUUCCAGAAUGCUGGAAGCUCAUUCACUCCCUGGCCCUGGUCGCCAGCACGGCCGCUCUCCAGCACAGCUUUCCUAACCUACUGGCCUCAGCCACGGCCAGCAUAGAGACCAAACGUAGAGAGGGAGCUCUGUUAAACUAAUUCCUGUAUGAACGGUUCUGAGCAAGCUAGAAAUUUCAACUUUUUUAUUUUUAAAAUAAUAGAACUUUGUUCCUUUUAUUAGAAUAUGAUAAACUACUAUUAAUAAAGUCUGAUUUCACAAGGAAGUGCAACUCUGACCACCUCAUUUGUGAGAAACAGAUAAUGCACCUUGAAAUCAAGACAUUUACUUACCAUCUCUGGACAACAUUGUUUUACAAACUUUUGGGGCAACUUCCCAGUCCUUCGGUCCAGUUUUGCUAUAAAUGUGACUCUAAGUAAAAACGAUUGCUUUUGAGCACUUCAGUUGCAAAAUAGCCAUCGCUUAAUAUCUUGUUUAGUGGUUUGGCUUCGCCAGACCCAGCGAAGCAGGGAGCAGUGCAAUCCUUCACACCGUGUCCCGACGGAGCCGCGUCGCAUUACAAGAAACCACCCAACCAACUGAUGUUUUGUGUAACUUUUUAUUAAAAUAGCAUUUAUAACUGGUAA